CCUGGGCGACCUGCGGGCCCGGGGGCGGGGAGAGGCGGCGCAGGCGGCCGCGAUCAGGGCAGGACGCCGCCAGAGAGGCCCCGGAGGCUUGGGGAGGCCUGGUGGCGGGAUGUGGUCCCCGGGCGGCCCGCAGGGACCCGCGGGCUGGGACCGCCGCAGGGUGGGCGCCCGGCUGCGCGCGGCGCUGGCGGGGCUGCAGGAGCUGCAGGGGCUGCGCGCCAGGCAACAGGCGCUGGUACGCGGCGCCCUGGCCGAGCACCCCCCGCCCGCGCCCGCGCCCGCCGCCCGCCGCGCGCCCCGCGCUCAGGAGCUGAGGCUGGAGGCGGCGCUGGCGGCGUUGCAAGACCAGUUGAACCGGUUACGACGCCAGGACGUGGGCCUGAAGACCCAGCUGGACCACCUGGACCAGCAGAUCAGCGAGCUGCAGCUGGGAGUGCGGAGGUCGUCCGCCGAGGGCCCGGACAGCGACAGCCGGCCCAGCUCCGGCUUCUACGAGCUGAGCGACGGCGGCUCCUGCUCUCCGUCCGCCUCCUGCACGUCCGUGUACAGCGACUGCCUGUCCUCCUCCCUGGGCACCCUGCUGCCCGCAGCCCCCACGGCCAGGACCAGCGCAGGGGCCUGCCGGCCCUGGUCUGCUGACGAGGCCACCGUGUGUGGGGGUCCCCUGCCCGUGCGGGGCCGGCCGGCCGCUGGGGGGCGUGCAGGUCAGCCUCCGCAGGGCACCGCCCGGCCCCGGCCAGUGUCCACAGGCGACCUGGACAGAGUGCUGCCGGCUGAGGCCAGACUCCCAAAGGCUGACGCAGAUGCCAGGCCCAAGUCCCUGCUCUGCCACGGGCUGGGCCUCCGACCCCAUGGUCUGGACCCCAAGUACCAGUGCGACCUGGUGUCCAGGGGCGGUGGGGAGGUGUACCUGUUCCCAAGCCCCUUGCAUGCAGUGGCUCUGCAGAGCCCCCUCUUUGCUCUGACCAGGGAGACCCCACAGGGUGACAGCCACUUGCCGCCCCUUAGCAAGUCCCCUCCCGGCCCCUCAGGUCCAGGCUCGGUCCGGCCUGGGCGGGUCCUGGAGGCGGGCUCAGCCCAAGCCUACAUAGACAAGCUGCUGGGACUGCGGGGCCAGAGGAACCUGCUGAGGGGUGUGGUGUGUGAGCAGGGUCCCCCGGGGUGCGAGGUGCCCCUGUCCCAGAGAGCAGAGUGUGCAGGUGGCCCAGAGAGGCUGACCCGCUCCCCAAGAAGGGCAGAUGCCGGUCAGGGGGCUCAGAAGAGGGAAAUGGGCAGGAACAGCCUCGAGCAGCGGGGACCUGCACCCCUUGUGGGCCCCCCACACCCCAGCAGCCUUUCCGAGGACAGACACAAGCCCUCUAGCAGCUGCAUCUGUGUGGGGACCAUUCUGGGCUCCCCUCAGCUAGGGGGUGGGUGCCCCUCCAGCUGUUCCCGGGCUCAGUGGGUCACUCCUGAGGGCUGGAGGGGCAAGGCCACGUCACCCACCAAGGCCCCCAGGCCCUGUGUCCACUCGCACUCUGUGGCCAGCAGAGCUGCCCUGAUGGGGCUGAAAAUGGGCCAGAAAACGGGCCAGCCCGUGACAAAGGCUGUGAGGAUGGGGAGGGGGACCUGCAACAGGGCACUGGGGUCAGGCCGGCAGCUGCCACCCUGGGGCGCCCUCCUGGCCCCCCAGCGUCCCCCCGCAUGGGGUGCUUGGCUCAGGGGGAGGCCCACCCAGGCCAUGGAGGCCCCUGGCCGAUCCUGCUCUGAGACCAGCCUCUACCCUGUGUCCUUCCUCGUCCCCCUGCUGGUGGCCGGCCGGGGGGGCCACAGGGCAUCGGCCCACGCCUUGUUCCCCAUGGAAGCGGCCCCUCCGGUGGCAGCUGGCGGCGAGGCCCGGAGGCGGCAGCGCAGGUGGCUGUCCUCUGUAGAGAUCGCAGCUGGGGCCCGCCUGGCUGGUGCAGGGCCCCCGAGGCCAGCCACAAGGAGAGGGGCGGGACCGCCGCCUGCGUGCUCCCCGGCCAGGCCCAGGCCGCUGAGCCGGGAUGCGCAGGCCGGGAGCCUGUCUGGUGCCUCCGAGCACUCGGCCGAGUGCUCCUCCCUGUUCCACUCCACCAUCGCCGAGACCAGUGGAGACGAGGCCAGCGACCACACCGCCAACUGCUUCGCGGACCGGGAGUCCAGUGGCAGCGACGCGGAGGACAGCGUGCAGAGCCCCAGGGGCCGCCCCCCGCAGCCCCCACGGGCGCCCACCUGCGCCCGGCCACCCCUGCCCCCCGCGCCCAGACUGUGCCGCGUCAAGGCCUCCAAGGCCCUGAAAAAGAAGAUCCGCAGGUUCCAGCCGGCCGCUCUGAAGGUCAUGACCCUGGUGUAGCCCAGGGGCUCUGGCUGGAGCCCCCCGAGCCAGGCCCAGUGACCAGUGCUCCAGGAGAGGCCACGCUCCUGAGGAACCGGGCGGAGCACGUGUGGCAGGCACGCAGGGGACCCCAGGGCUGAGGACGACGAAGUCCAGCUUAUUCGCCUGUUUAACACGCAAACACUUCUCCUGCGCGGUCGCCAGUUCCUUCUCCAAAGUCGCGGCUGGGAGCGCGGCCGUGGUCUCAGGAGAGGAGGGGAAGGGGCCCGCAGCCCCCGAGCCUCGGGACGCCUUUCCCCGCCCACGCGGACAUGCACAAAGAACCCACGACGCGGGGUCUCACCAGCCACCCUGCCUGCCUUGUGGAGACUGCUCCCAGACCCUCCCGGGUCUGCUGCCACCUGGGGACGGUCACCUCUGUCCGGCUCUGCCUGUGCCCAGUCCCUGCACGGCUGCCGCACGGCAGGUGGGAACAGGGUGGUGGAAGCCCACGGUGAACCCCCCGCAGGAAUCAGCACGCAGCUGACGUCAUUUCCUUCGCAAGUCACAGCAACGCACUUUCCUUCCCUGUCCCUCCGCGCGUCGUGUUGUCCAGCAAACCCUCAUUCCCUCCAUCCUGUGGCCACUCUUACCCAAGCGGGGGAACAUUCAUGCGAGUGCAGCCCAAGCUUGGGUUCCGAGACCCUACG
Artibeus jamaicensis (Jamaican fruit-eating bat) is the source of this 3024-nucleotide messenger RNA. It is a transcript of the gene DACT2, whose product is annotated as dishevelled binding antagonist of beta catenin 2. The record is from RefSeq and is a predicted model, not a curated record. Gene Ontology annotation, cellular component: cytoplasm. The coding region runs from base 110 to 2353 and encodes 747 amino acids. Gene Ontology annotation, biological process: negative regulation of nodal signaling pathway. NCBI's taxonomy places the organism in Eukaryota, Metazoa, Chordata, Mammalia, Chiroptera, Phyllostomidae. The transcript is spliced from 4 exons.